AUGACCUCGGCGUACUUCGGUGUUGGUGGCGGCUCGAAUCCUGGGGCCGCAUCGGCCUACUUCGGUGUCGGCGGCGGCGGUGCCAAGCCAAUGGGUGGCGGCGGCGGUGGCGGUGGAGGUGGCAGCGUUCCGGCCGGAACCUCGGCAUACUUCGGCGUUGGAGGAGCCGGUGCUCCCGGCGGCGGCGGAGCCACUUCGGCGUACUUCUCGGUCGGCGGCGGUGGUGGUGGUGGUGCAGCUGCUGCUCCUCCUCCCCCAAUGGCCCCGAUGGGCGGCGGCGGCGGUGGCGGUACCUCGACGAUGACGGCCAUCGGAGGAGUGCCCGGUGGUGGCGGCGCUGGUCGUUCUACGAUGACGGCCGUCGGAGGGAUGCCCGGAGCCCCGGCUGGCGGUACCUCUACGAUGACAGCUGUCGGAGGAAUGCCUGCUGCCCCAGCUAUGGGUUCGUCGACCAUGACGGCCGUCGGUGGAAUGCCAAUGGGAGGCGGCGGAGGCGGUGCCUCGACGAUGACGGCCAUCGGUGGAAUGCCUGGUGGUGGCGGCGCUGGCCGCUCUACGAUGACUGCCGUCGGUGGCAUGCCCGGAGCCCCUGCUGGAGGCACGUCGACGAUGACUGCCGUCGGUGCCAUGCCUGGAGCGCCGGCUAUGGGCUCGUCGACCAUGACAGCUGUCGGCGGUAUGCCAAUGGGCGGCGGAGGCGGUCAGUCGACGAUGACGGCCAUCGGUGGAAUGCCCGGUGGUGGCGGCGCCGGCCGUUCGACGAUGACUGCUGUCGGAGGGAUGCCCGGAGCCCCGGCUGGUGGUACCUCAACGAUGACUGCCGUUGGUGCCAUGCCUGGAGCCCCAGCUAUGGGCUCGUCGACCAUGACGGCCGUUGGUGGAAUGCCGAUGGGAGGUGGCGGAGGCGGUGCCUCGACGAUGACGGCCAUUGGAGGAAUGCCUGGCGGUGGCGGUGCUGGCCGUUCGACGAUGACUGCCGUCGGCGGAAUGCCCGGAGCCCCGGCUGGUGGCACGUCGACGAUGACUGCCGUUGGAGGAAUGCCUGGAGCCCCAGCUGGCGGAACAUCGACGAUGACCGCCGUGGGCGGCAUGCCUGCUCCCCCGGCCGGCGGCGGUGCCUCCACGAUGACAGCUGUUGGAGGUGCUGGUGGUGGUCUACCGGCUCCCGCGGCCCCGAUGGGAGGAGGAGGAUUCGCCCCGACUGGUCCUGGCGGUGGUGGAGCUACGUCCGCAUACUUCGGCGUCGGCGGCGGAGGAGGUGGCGGUGCCACGUCGGCCUACUUUGGCGUUGGUGGCGGUGGCGCGAAGCCGAUGGGUGGUGGCGGCGGCGGCGGUGGCGGAGGUGGUGGCGUGCCGGCCGGAACAUCUGCCUACUUCGGCGUCGGUGGUGGUGGAGCUGCUGCUGGCGGCACCUCGGCCUACUUUGCCCCGAAA
This is a messenger RNA of Mesorhabditis spiculigera, 1434 nucleotides long. The record is from the annotation of a GenBank genome assembly. Lineage: Eukaryota; Metazoa; Nematoda; Chromadorea; Rhabditida; Rhabditidae.